UGGACGUUUGAUGUGGUGUUUGUCAAGAUUGUGCUAUUGUGUGUUUACAGUGAUUUAUUUUCCGUUACUAUAGUCCUAAUUGAAGUAUAAGCUUUUAAGGAGUAGAUGAAGGUGACAGAAUGUCUCGCAACAAAGACAAGCACGAGGGCGCUAGCGGGCGCCAGUACCGCAUCAUGUCGGACGCGGAGCGCGCGGCGGGCAAGCCCGGGUGCUGGACCGCGCUUGAGGUAACAGGAGGUGUGCGCGCCCUAGCGCCACAACUGUUCCAACUGACGCACCUCACGGAGUUGUACCUCAACGAUAACUCGCUUCAGCGGUUGCCCCCCGAGAUCAGCCAGCUGAGUGCGUUACAUACGCUCGAUGUGUCCAACAAUAAGUUGCGCUCGCUGCCCGUAGAGCUCGGCGACCUCAUACAGCUCAGAGAGUUGCACUUGAACAACAAUUACUUGCGAGUGUUGCCGUACGAGCUGGGCAAGCUGUUCCACCUCCAACUCCUCGGGCUGCAGGGUAACCCGCUCAGUAAGGAGAUGCUGUCCAUCUACAACGACUCCAAUGGCACCGCCAAGCUGCUUAGUUAUAUGCUCGACAACUUACAAGUAACCGCAACUCUACCACCACAGAGACCUUGGAUACCACUGACACGACCAAACAGAACGCGGCCAACAUGCAUAUUCACAGUGAUGUGCUACAACGUAUUGUGCGACAAGUACGCGACGCGGCAGAUGUACGGCUACUGUCCCAGCUGGGCGCUCGAGUGGGACUACAGGAAGAAGGGCAUCCUCGACGAGAUCAGGCACUACUCCGCGGACAUCAUUAGCUUGCAGGAAGUGGAAACGGACCAGUUCUACAGCUUCUUCCUACCGGAACUGAAGCAGGACGGGUACGACGGCAUUUUCUCGCCAAAGUCUCGCGCCAAGACAAUGUCAGAGUCGGAGAGGAAAUACGUCGACGGAUGCGCCAUCUUCUUUAGAUCUGCUAAGUUUGCUUUAGUAAAGGAGCACCUAAUAGAAUUCAAUCAGUUGGCUAUGGCGAACAGUGAGGGUUCGGAUAAUAUGCUGAACCGCGUCAUGCCCAAAGACAACAUCGGCCUCGCCGCGUUACUCAAGACCAAGGAGGCCGCGUGGGAGAACGCAGGCAUCCCGACGGACGCAUCGAUACUGGGUCAGCCCAUCCUGGUGUGCACGGCGCACAUACACUGGGACCCGGAGUUCUGCGACGUGAAACUCAUCCAGACGAUGAUGUUGAGCAAUGAGCUGCGCAGCAUCUUGGAGGACUCUGCGCGCACUCUGCGCCUCGCCGGACAACGCGACAACGUGCAGCUGCUGCUCUGCGGGGACUUCAACUCGCUGCCAGACAGCGGCGUGGUAGAGUUCCUGUCGUCUGGUCGCGUGUCGUCGGAGCACCGCGACUUCAAGGAGCUGGGAUACGCGGGCUCUCUGCGCCGAAUGCCCGGCUCCGAGCACGAGUUCACGCACAACUUCAAGCUCGCCUCCGCAUACAGCGAGGACAUCAUGCCCUACACCAACUACACUUUCGACUUCAAGGGCAUCAUCGACUACAUCUUCUACAGCAAGCAGUCGAUGACGCCGCUGGGUCUUCUGGGCCCGUUGUCGCAGGACUGGUUCCGCGAGCACAAGGUGGUCGGCUGUCCGCAUCCCCACAUACCCUCAGAUCACUUCCCGCUGCUGGUGGAGCUGGAGAUGUGUCCGAGCACGAGCAGCAACUCCAAUGGUCUGAUCGGGCGCAGGUAGCACCCGUCACCGCGCGCGCCUCGCCGCACCCGCACCCGCGCCCGACACCCGCCCGCCGCUAGUGCCCCAGUGCCCCAGUGCCCUAGUGCCCUAGUGCCCUAGUGCCCGACACAGUGUCUCAGUGUCUCAGUGUCGGACAGUGACAAGUGACAGUGACAACGCCGGCUGACAGACAGGACGGCUGUGAUAAAUAAUGCCGCAUUUAAAAUAUCGGUGCACCCUCAAAAUUUAUACCCCUCUUGAGAUCUAAAUGUCUCCUCUUAGUGUAGUUUUAGUGUGAGAAAUUUACACUAAGGGAUUUCUUUGGCGCUUAAUAAACGAAUUAAUUUUUGUUGGUCCUUCGAUCAUAUG
Molecule: messenger RNA, 2102 nt
Organism: Papilio machaon (common yellow swallowtail)
Lineage: Eukaryota; Metazoa; Arthropoda; Insecta; Lepidoptera; Papilionidae
Gene: twin
Product: CCR4-NOT transcription complex subunit 6
Exons: 12
Coding region: 120-1751 (543 amino acids)
Biological process (GO): nuclear-transcribed mRNA poly(A) tail shortening
Cellular component (GO): nucleus; cytoplasm; CCR4-NOT complex
Molecular function (GO): protein binding; poly(A)-specific ribonuclease activity
Source: RefSeq, a predicted model, not a curated record